Nerophis lumbriciformis (worm pipefish) is the source of this 9416-nucleotide messenger RNA. NCBI's taxonomy places the organism in Eukaryota, Metazoa, Chordata, Actinopteri, Syngnathiformes, Syngnathidae. The record is from RefSeq and is a predicted model, not a curated record.
UAUACGAUAUAUGAUAUGAAUAAUAUACAUUUGAAAAUACAAUAAAAUAGUAAUUAUUGUCAUUGCACUGGAGGUGCAACGACACUUGGGGGGGGGGCAAAGACCUCAGAGCUUUUAAUGCUAUCGUCAUAUCAUGAUACUGCAAGUUGAUGACACAAAGGCGUCCUCCAUAGCGGCGAGUAAACUGUGUUCUUACAAGUAACAUCAUCACUGGAGGAUUAGAGGACAAGAAAUAGCUAAACGUGCUAUGCUAUACAUCGUAGGAGGAUACCAAAAAGCAUUAGCUCGCCGCUAAGCUAAAGCUCUUGAAUAUAAACAGUGUUGGGCAUCGAUACAAAUAUAUACUGUAAAUAUACGGUUGAUACUACAAUGAUUAGAUUGUUACUUUUUUAUCACAAAAUUGUUUUUUGUAAUUUUUGUUAUUGUUUACAAACUCAGAAAAUCAGAGCCAAUAGUGGUUUUGCUUUCAUUUAUUUAUUUUUUGCAGUAUUUUGACGUUACUAUAAAUGUUGUAUGUUAUAAAAGGCAAGAAGGAAAUAAUUUAAAUAUAGAUUGUUAUUGCAGUUAUGAUCAAAAUUGUAAUCAUUUAAUGAUCCUAAAAAAAAUUAAAUAUCAGCAUUGGCAUGACCGAUACUGCCCCUGUAAUUGCUUGGUAUUGGAUUGACACCCAAAUUUGAAGUAUCACCCAAAAUGUAUAUUAGUAUUUAAACAGAAGAAUAUGUGCUUAUUACAUUUUAACAAAAAUGUAGAUAGAAACAUAUUACAACAUAAAUAAUCCAAUAUUAACAGUAAGUAGGGGAUCCCGAGGCGUUCCCAGGCGGGAGACAGUCUUCCCAACGUGUCCUGGGUCUUCCCCUUGGCCUCCUGCCGGUCGAACACGCCCCAAACACCUCCCUAGGGAGGCGUUCGGGUGGCAUCCUGAGCAGAUGCCCGGAACCACCUCAUCUGGCUCCUCUCGAUGUGGAGGAGCAGCGGCUUUACUCUGAGCUCCUUCCGGAUGACAGAGCUUCUCACCUUAUCUAUAAGGUGAGAUACACACACACACACACAUCUGGGUUUAACCACGUUAAACCCAGAUUCCGAUCUAACAAAGGUCUUAACUCAGGACUCCUAGGUACUUGAACUCCUCCACUUGGGGCAAGAUCUCCUCCCCAACUUGGAUAUGGCACUCCACCCUUUCCCGGGCGAGAACCAUGGACUCGGACUUAGAGGUGCUGAUUCUCAUCCCAGUCGCUUCACACUCGGCUGCGAACCGAUCCAGUGAGAGCUGAAGAUCCUGGCCAGUUGAAGCCAUCAGGACCACAUCAUCUGCAAAAAGCAGAGACCUGAUCCUGCAGCCACCAAACCGGAUCCCCUCAACGCCCUGACUACGCCUAGAAAUGUGUCCAUAAAAGUUAUGAACAGAAUCGGUGACAAAGGGUAGCCUUGGCUGAGUCCAACCCUCACUGGAAACAGGUCCGACUUACUGCCGGCAAUGCGGACCAAGCUCUGACACUGAUUAUACAGGGAGCGGACUGCCACAAUUAGACAGUCCGAUACUCCAUACUCUCUGAGCACUCCCCACAGAACUUCCCAGGGGAUGCCUUCUCCAAGUCCACAAAGCACAUGGAGACUGGUUGGGCAAACUCCCAUGCACCCUUAAGGACCCUGCAGAGAGUAUAGAGCUGGUCUACCGUUCCACGACCAGGACGAAAACCACACUGUUCCUCGUGGAUCCGAGGUUCAACUAUCCGACUUAGCCUCCUCUCCAGUACACCUGAAUAGACCUUACCGGGAAGGCUGAGGAGUGUGAUCCCACGAUAGUUGGAACACACCCUCCGGUUCCCCGUCUUAAAGAGAGGAACCACCACCCCGGUCUGCCAAUCCAGAGGUACCGCCCCCGAUGUCCACGCGAUUUUGCAAAGUCUUGUCAACCAAGACAGCCCCACAGCAUCCAGAGCCUUAAGGAACUCCGGGCGGUUCUCAUCCACCCCCGGGGCCUUGCCACGAGGAGCUUUUUUGCUACCUCAGCAACCUCAGCCCCAGAAAUAGGAGAGCCCACUACAGAUUCCCCAGGCACUGCUUUCUCAUAAUAAGAUGUGUUGGUGGGAUUGAGGAGGUCUUCGAAGUAUUCCCUCCACCAAUCCACAACAGCCGCAGUAGAGGUCAGCAGCACACCAUCCUCACCAUACACGGUAAUGACAGUGCACUGCUUCCCCCCCCUGAGGCGGCGGAUGGUGGACCAGAACUGUUUCAAAGCCGUCCGGAAGUCGUUUUGCAUGGCUUCCCCAAACUCCUCCCAUGUCCGAGUUUUUGCCUCCGCGACCGCUGAAGCCGCACUUCCCUUGGCCUGUCGGUACCUGUCCGCUGCCUCUGGAGUCCCAUGAGCCAAAAGGACCUGAUAGGACUCUUUCUUCAGCUUGACGGAAUCCCUCACUGCUGGUGUCCACCAGCGGGUUCUAGGAUUAACGCCACGACAGGCACCAACCGCCUUGCAACCACAGCUCCAAUCAGCCGCCUCGACAAUAGAGGCACGGAACAUGGUCCACUCGGACUCAAUAUCCAGUCCCUCCCUCGUGACAUGUUCAAAAUUCUUCCGGGGGUGGGAAUUGAAACUCUGUUAGACGUUCCCAGCAGACCCUCACAAUGCGUUUGGACCUGCCAGGUUUGUCCGGCAUCCUCCCCCACCAUUGGAGCUAGCUCACCACCAGGUGGUGAUCGGCAGAAAGCUCUUCCCCUCUCUUCACCCCAGUAUCCAAAACAUGAGGCCGCAAAUCAGAUGACACAACUACAAAGUCAAUCAUGGAACUUCGGCUGAGGGUGUCCUGGUGCCAAGUGCACAUAUGGACACCCUUAUGUUUGAACAUUGUGUUUGUUAUGGACAAUCCGUGACGAGCACAAAAGUCCAAUAACAAAACACCACUUGGGUUUCAGAUUCGGGCGGCCAUUCUUCCCAAUCACGCCUCUCCAGGUUUCACUGUCGUUGCCAACAUGAGCUUUGAAGUCCCCCAGCAGAACAAGGGAAUCGCCCGAGGGAGCACUCUCCAGUACUCCCUCAAGGGAAUCCAAAAAGAGUGGGUACUCUGAGCUGCUGUUUGGUGCGUAAGCACAAACAACAGUCAGGACCCGUUCCCCCACCCGAAGGUGGAGGGAAGCUACCCUCUCGUCUACUGGGUUAAAGUCCAACGUGCAGGCUUUGAGCCGGGAGGCAACAAGAAUUGCAACCCCAGCCCGUUGCCUCUCAUUGCCUGCAACGCCAGAGUGGAAAAGCGUCCAGCCCCUCUCGAGAGAACUGGUUCCAGAGCCUUUGCUGUGCAUCGAAGUGAGUCCGACUAUAUCUAGCCGGAACUUCUCCACCUCGCGCACCAGCUCAGGCUCCUUCCCUCACAGCGAGGUGACGUUCCACGUCCCAAGAGCUAGCUUAUGUAGCCGAGGAUCGGACCGCCAAGUGCCCUGCCUUCGGCUUCCGCCCAGCUCACACUGCACCCGACCUUUAUGACCCCUCCCAUGAGUGGUGAGCCCAUUGGAGGGGGGACCCACGUUGCCUCUUUGGGCUGAGCCCGGCCGGGCCACAUGGGGACAGGCCUGGCCACCAGGCGCUCGCCAUCGUGCCCCACCUCCGGGCCUGGCUCCAGAGGGGAGCCCCGGUGACCCGCGUCCGGGCGAGGGAAAUCUAGGUCCUUGAGUUGUACUUUUCAUAAAGGUCUUUGAGCUGCUCUUUGUCUGAUCCCUCACCUAGGACCUGUUUGUCUUGGGAGACCCUACCAGGGGGCAUAGAAGCCCCCGGACCACAUAGCUCCUAGGAUCAUUGGGGCACGCAAAUUCCUCUACCACGAUAAGGUGGCAGCUCAGAAAGGAGGUGCAGGUUAACCAUAUUAGUUAAUUUGUUUAGCAGUAAGAUUUUAUUUGUGAAAUGAACACAGCUGUAUUUUGACAGACGCACGAGUAAAACUUUCAAAAUAAAGAGUGUCUGCAUAAAUAUGUCGAAACAUGGAGAAUUCUUAACAGGUAUUUUAGUCCUGACGUUCCAAAUGUAUCCACAUAAAUACACUUCUACAACAUCUGUGUGAAAUAGAAGUUUAUAUGGAAGGGAAAAGAGGCAUGUAGUCACAUUUCUGUUCUUUUUCUUUUCAGGACGGUUCUUCACUCAAGCAGCCGCUUUGCUCCGGCCGGCAGGAAGUGUCUGAUGAGUACUUUUACAGCCAGCUGAUGGCGUCCACUUUCAACUGAAAAUAGUCCAACAGCUGCCUGCGAUGGAGCUGAAGGAGUGACGGGCUUAAUGCUACAGGAUACGAUUAUAAAACUUUUUUUUUUCAAAGUUCUCUUGAUCAAACAUUUCUUUUGAUCGAGUGGAACCAUGGGGGCCACAGGCUACGGCUACUACCGGGGGACAAUCUUCUGUUGCAUGUUCAUUGGCUACAUGCUCUAUUUCUUCAACAGGAAGACAUUCUCCUUUGUCAUGCCCGCUGUGAUGGAUGAAAUUAGCCUGGACAAAGAUGACUUGGGUCUGAUCACCAGCAGUCAGACCAUGGCAUACGCCAUCAGUAAAUUCAUCAGCGGUGUGUUGUCGGACCAGAUUAGUGCCCGCUGGCUUUUCUCCAUUGGCCUCUUUGUGGUGGGAGGCAUCAACGUGGUUUUCUCCUGGUCUUCUACUGUGAAUAUGUUCGCUGUGCUGUGGUUCGUUAACGGGCUGGGACAAGGCUGCGGCUGGCCGCCAUGUGGGAAGGUCCUACGUAAGUGGUUCGAGCCGUCCCAGUUUGGAACAUGGUGGUCUGUGCUGUCCUGCAGCAUGAACAUGGCGGGAAGUCUAGGUCCGAUAUUGGUCACCGUACUCCUCCACUACUAUGACUGGAGGACCAUCCUAACAAUGUCAGGCAUCUUCUGUGCUGCCUUCUCGCUUGUGACCCUGUUGUUGGUGAAGAAUGAACCAAAGGAUGUGGGCCUUCCCAGUCUUGUGGUAGCGGCCAAGAAGGGAGCAAAGCGAGGCAUCAGUGAAAGCACCCUGAGUGAGUUCCUUCUCUCGCCGUUUCUUUGGGUGCUGUCUCUGGGCUACCUGGUGGUGUUUGGGGUGAAGACAGCUGCAACUGACUGGGGGCAGCUGUUCCUCAUGCAGGAGAAAGGCCAGACUGCUCUAAUGGGCAGUACGUACAUGAGUGCCUUGGAGGUGGGAGGAUUCCUUGGCAGCCUUGCUUCAGGCUUUAUCUCUGACAGAGCUGUUGCGCGCUGUGGCCUGGGCACACAUGGCAACCCCCGCCAUGGCUUGCUGAUUGUAAUGAUGGCUGGUAUGUACAUCUCAAUGUACCUCUUCAGGGUCACCAUCACGCCUGAAAUCCCAAAGGAGGCUCCUCUUUGGGUCCAAGUCCUCCAUCCUGUGUCUGUGCUCCUCGGUGUCUCUGAAAGAGAGAUCUGGAUUCUCUUUCUCGGUGCCAUGUUUGGAUUUUCCUCCUACGGACCAAUCGCUCUGUUCGGUGUGAUUGCAAGCGAAUGUGCGCCCCCCAACUUUUGCGGAACCUCCCACGCUAUCGUAGCUCUGAUGGCUAACGUGGGGGCUUUUGUUGCCGGCCUUCCCUUUAGCACUGUAGCCAAACAACACAGCUGGGACAUGGCGUUCUGGGUCGCCGAGGUCUUAAUGGCUGUCACAACCGUUUUGUUCUUCCUGGUUCGCAACAUGCGCACCAAGAUGGGAAGAAGAGAGAAGAUGGAAUAAAGUACACUGUUAAUGUUGUUACUCACGGUAACGGUGCUGCGUACAUCAUAAUGCACAUAAACGCCACAUCAAAUCUCCUAGUGCACAUUGAACUCAGGGUUAAUUUAUUUAGUUGCUUAGAAUGUGAAAACUAAGAAUUUGACCGCCUGCUGAUUUUGUAAGUUUACCCCCCCAUACAAAAAUAUUUAUUUACAAACGUACAUACAGAAAGCAAUACAAAAUACAUAUAAUUGAUAAAUACAAUGGCUAAAUGAACAUUUAACAUGGAAGAUGUUACUUUCUUUAUUGAAUUUAUUAGUGUUUGUCACCUUCUUUAUCAAAAUGCUGACAUGGUGGCUUGUUUUGUAGUACUGAGACCGAAUCACCGAUGCGUGGGAUUCUUUGUUUAGGCACAUGAUUCCGCAGAAUGAUAGGCAGUAAUAUAUGUAGGUUCAUUUUUGUCCUUAAAAUACAAUGUAUAAAAAUUCAGUGCAGACAAAAAUGUUGCUUCAAAACGCAAGACCCACUUUUAUGGAGGUUAAUGUAUGUAUUUAUUACCAAAGCUUCUUUUUUACACUGAAUUUAUGUAACUGAAUUUUUUCGCGUUUUAAUUUUGAGAACUGAAUAUUAAAACACUGCAUUUUAACAAACUGAAUGUUUAAACACAUGCAUUUGCUUACACAUUUGUAUUCUGUAAAAUUGUCAGCAUAAUUUCAUGUUAAUUUAUGGAGGUACAUUUGUGUCUUUAUUACAAAAGCUUUUUUUGACACUGAUUUUAUAAAACACAAUUUUUUGCAUAUGAAUUUUGUGAACGGAUUUUUAUUUGUAUUUUUUUUUUACAUCAAAUGAUGCUGACAAUUUCACUCAAUAAAAAUUUGAGAGAAAAAUUGUGUUUGAAUAUUCAGUUUGUUAAAAUUCUGUGGAAAAAAAUUUGGUGCAGAAAUAUUUAUCGCUUCAAAACUCACUUCCGGCAAAUGAAGACUGAAGCAAUCGAGCUUGCCUUAGAACCAGCCAAUAAGGUGUCACGUUUGAAGUCACAUGACACAGGUCGAAUAUUUCUGAGCUGAAAUUUUACACACUGAAUUUUAAAACACAAAUUUUGCUUACAAAUUAUAAUCAAUAGAAUUGUCACAUACCUGCCAACUUUUGAAAUCAGAAAAACCUAGUAGCCAGGGUCCAGGGGCCGCAGGCCCCGGUAGGUCCAGGACAAAGUCCUGGUGGGGGGUUCAGGGGGGCUUCUCCCCCCGACGCAAAAUGAUUAUUAGCAUUCAGACAGGUUAAAAUGUUGCUAAAACCAUCACUUUUCUAUCAGUCACAGUGACUUUUCAAAACAAAAAUAUUACAGCAAAAAUCAUAUGGGUUGAUUGACAUGUUUAUUCUGUAAACUAACUUCAAUAGUUUGAAAUUAUUUUGACAGUUAAUGCCAGUUAUCCUGUCAACCUUUCACAAGACUUCAAUUUGUUAAUUUAAAGUAUAAACAGUAUAAACACUUUUUACAGUAAACAAAUGGUAAAACAGUACUAAACAAUUCCAUUAAAAAAAAAAUUGGUGUCAUUAUUAACUUUCUGUCCAAGCUUGUAUAAUCUACUGCCUUGUUCAAUUGUAAAAAAUAUUCUGUGCCUAAAAUUCACAUUUCUAUCACAAUUAUCAUACUGUAAACAUGGUAAGCUAACUUCAUUAAAAUUAAUAGUCCUGUCAAUAGCAUGGAAUUACAAUUCAAAUGUAGUUUUUUUGUAAGCCUUUCAAAAGAAUUCAAAAUAUGAAAAAUUAAUGAAAAUUAAUUUAAGCCAUCAGACACUUGAAAAGUGGCACAUCACAUCUCUAAUGUAAUCAUUUUAACUUUUCAACAGAAAUAGCACUGCAAAAAUAUUAAGGACAUACUUCUGUAUUUUGGUAGUUAUGCUGUCAACAUUUAACAAGAUUUCUUCAACUUGGACUUGAAAGCAUAAAUAGUAUAAACACUUUUAACAGUAUAACAGUACUAAACAAUUCCAAUAGAUAACAUUAGUGUCAUUACCUUUUUGUGGCUAAAAUCCGAAAAACGUUGAAAGUUUUCCACUUGUAUCGCUAGCAACGGCAUUAGACUUGUGUUCUUUUGUCCCAAGGUGGUCUUUUACAUCGCUAAUUCCUCCGUGUCCGAUCGAAAAAUCUUGUCUGCACAAGGUGCAAUUCGCGUAGUUUUCACCCUUUUUGGAACGGAUAAUUAUUCCCGGAUAGGCUUUUGAAUAUUCUUCACGGAAUGACUGCAGUUUUCUUUUCGGUUUAAGACUCGUUUGCAAAUUUUCUCCGGCUGAUUCCAUGAUCGUUCGCUCGUUUGGAAACAAUGCCUCGUGCUUGGCAGCGGUGCUAUAAAUAACCUCGCGCAUUUUUAAAAAAUAUUUUUUUUUAAUUAAUGAAAAACCGUAUUUUUUAUCACUGCAAUCGUAACCCGGAAUAGGUUGAUGAAAACCGUACUAAUUACGGGAAAACCGGAGUAGUUGGCAGGUAUGUUGUCAGCAUAAUUUGACUUAAAAAAAUCAGCGUACAAGAUUCAAACACAAACAAAUUCAGCUGCUAAAGUCAGUGUGCAAUGUUUUGCCAAAAAUGAAGUGCUAAAAAUGAAUCGUAAAAAAACUGAGGUGCCAAAGUCAUUACUGUUUGAUACCAAUGUAUCAAAUAUAGUUUUCAACAUGUUCUUACUUCCUGUUCAACCACACAGGCACACAAUAUGAUCUAUUUUAAUGCUUACGCCAAUUUCUGAUACUAGUAUUUUAAAUGCUAAAGGUGUAUGCCAAAAACAAAGACAUUGACUGCAGGUUAACCUUAUUUUCCGUAUUGAAUGUGUACUGAUGGGGUGUUUGUAUUUUGGAAUAGUUGUCUAAAAUAUAUUUGCACAUAUUUGCUCAUUAUGAUGACAAACAUGCUCAUUAUUAUUAAGGCAUUCAUCACACACUGUUGGCUGUAUGGAUUCAGAUUUUUAAAAACAUUGUUUUUUAAGAGAUUGACUGUCAAUUAUGGCUAUACUGUACUAUUGUAUGUACUAUUGUAAUACUACUGUUGUAGGAUACAAAGGACAUAAUACUGGACAUUUUUUAAAACCUGUGACUUUUGUCAAUUAUUAAUGGGAAUCCACUCAGUGCCUAUUUAGCAUUGAUUUAAGGUCAUGUAAGAUUUAUGUUUUAGUCCCAAUAAAAAUAUCAAUACAAAGUGCUUUUAAAAUUUAAAUUGUGUAUUUUUGGACACAGAAGGGGCUAUUGUCUUUGAUUUAAAACUACCAAUUGACAUCAGUGCCUAACUAUUGUGGUUGUGUGCUUAUUCAAAAUAAUACCUAAAAUAGCACCAAUAUUAAAAGACAAUCUUAUUGUUCCUUAUUAUCCACUACACUCGUUUCAUCUUGUCUAGUAGUGGAAACACCACUCAAACACAAGCAGAAAUAGACAUAUAUACUACACAUUGACAGAGUAUCCAUCUUUAAAGACUUAAGAUGUAAUAUUUGACAGUAUCAUAGACCUUUAGAUUUUUCCGUUCUCCGUGUUUCUCAAAAGCAAAAAGAAAAAUGUACCUAUUCAUUCCGCCAAAUUUAUUUUUGGCAUCCGUCUUUAAAGAUGGAUAUCCCUCAGGUCUGCGACCCCUGGUAGCCUUGCUAACUUCCUGUUAGCCUGACGAGCAUACAGUGCAUCCGGAAAGUAUUAAAGUGCUUCACUUUGACAUUUUGGUAUAUUACAGCCUCAUUCCAAAAUUGAAUAAAUUCAUUUUUGUCCUCAAAAUUCUA